ACUGAGUCGUGGCCGUGAUACAGGAAAGGUCGCAUUGCGGCCCCCUUUUGUGGCACGUCAAAAGUCGCGCGAGCCCUCUCCUUUCUGCAUCACAUCGGGCUCGCAUACCAGAUCAUUCGACAUUUGAUUUUGUGCAAGGCGUUCAGGGCACUCACUCAUGGGCUUUUUGGCACGAUGAUUCGGCACGUACGACUUGUUUCCGAGAGCAAUCUCAAAACUGCGGAGAGCGUCUGUUUUUGGUGUUUUUUUCUUUUCCUACCAGCAUUGUUUUUUCUCUCUCUCUCAGUACCGGCGGAUGGUUUUUUUUCGUCGUUUCCAUGCAUUUCUUGGGUCUCAUUAUUCCACUUCACGUUAACCUCUCUGGGAGAGGGACGGGGUAGCAUUGGCAUCUUGUUUUACGGGCGGCAUUAUUCAUGUGUAGUAGGCAUCAAGCUCCUCUUCAUUGCCGAAAGUUUCCUUUUUGGGGUCAUGCUUCUUCCAUCAGAUCUUCGGCUGGGCGGUGGUGCGUUUCGCUUAUAUACAUUUCUUCUCCUCCUCCCUCCAGUGGCAUUGAAUUAAAACCGAGACUGUUUACGCGUCUUUGGGGAAAUCCUAAACCACGACGCACGAUGAGAAAUUGGACAUGGAUAUAUAUAUACAUGUGUAUCUGCUUGCCAAGGUCUAGGCUACUGUGUCUGUGAGCUAUAUGGGAUUUGCAGAUGCACGCGAAGUGUGUUUAUUU
Messenger RNA from Microdochium trichocladiopsis, 721 nucleotides. RefSeq lists its product as uncharacterized. NCBI's taxonomy places the organism in Eukaryota, Fungi, Ascomycota, Sordariomycetes, Xylariales, Microdochiaceae. The record is from RefSeq and is a predicted model, not a curated record. Bases 175 to 558 code for a protein of 127 amino acids. The transcript has a single exon.